UAUAUAUCCGAGUUCACGUCGCCUUCACCCGGUAACCUUACCGCCUCGGUCUCCCGUGACCUUACCCUCUCUCUCACCAUUACCAUCGCCAUCGCCAUGAGCCUCUUCAAGCUCUUCGAUCCCUUCUUCGACCCCUUCUCCUUCUCCUUCGACCCCGACCUCGCCCUCCUCCUAAACCCUAGCCCCUCCCCCUUCGCGAUCGACGUCCUCGUCGCCUCCCUCUCCGACCGCGUCGCCGCCCUCGAGCUAGGGCUCCUGCACCGCGAUCGGAGGCGGAAGUGGACGGCGGAGAUCACGUCGCCAUGGCUGGAGGAGGAGGAGGAGGAGGAGGAGCUCGAUCGGAGGUACAGCUACAGGUGGGAGGCGGAGGCGAAGGGGGCGAAGGGGAAGGUGAAGUGGACGGAGGAGGUGGAGGCGAAGCGCGGCGGUUUCUACGCCCCUCCUCUCCCCGUGAAGCGCACGUACACGUACGAGAUCUCGACGGUGAAGGAGACUAAGGAGACUAAGGAGAAGAAGGAGACGAAGAAGAAGAAGAAGAAGGGGUGCGGCGCACGCGUCGUCGAGAUCGAGCACGAUACCAAUCCGAGGACCAUCGCCAUUAGAAAGGCUUUCGCGAAGAGCUACAUCAAGGGCAAGAGAAAGGAGCUCUCCCCACAAGAUGCUGCUGUACUGAUCCAGCGGAACUUCAGGGCGCAUCUCGCGCGGCGCUCGCAGGUGCUUUGCUGCCUUCGUGAUCUGGCGAUAGCCAAAGCUAAGCUGAAGGAGAUCAGAGCCUUGUUCUGUAACUUCUCCUAUCGCCGCCGGAUCGCACAUGAUGCGGAGGAGCGCCAGAGGUUCUCGGAGAAAAUUAUCGUCCUCCUCCUUACUGUUGAUGCCCUCGAGGGACCCGACUACAUGAUUCGAGCCGCGAAGAAGUCCAUGAUCGACGAACUCGAGGAGAUGCUUGAGGUGGUGGAUCCGCAGCCCGGGAAGCUAAAUUCCCUCGGGCGUCGAAAGUUCGAUCUCCCCAACGGACAAAUCACCGAUGAGAUGAUUUCGAGCAUCGAGGAGGUGGUGAGAGUCGCCCAAAACGGUGCCUAGCGCUCCCUAUCGGAAUCGGAGCGGCUUUCUUGUUAAGGUAUGCAUAGUUUCGUGUUGUUGUAUUUCACUUCUUUGAAUGUUUGUGUGUCUUACCUUGUUUACUGUUCAAGACUUUUCCGAAAAGCUUUGCUGAAACUGUUGCGUUUUCUUCGAGUUUGAAUCUAUCAGUGUGGUUUUGCGCUGUGUAUGUGUGUGUUAUUAUGUCAUGCAAAUUUGGUUUCAUUUUCGAGUUUCGAAUCGAUUUGCUUUGCUCUA
Ananas comosus (pineapple) is the source of this 1335-nucleotide messenger RNA. Its product is annotated as BAG family molecular chaperone regulator 7-like. The coding region runs from base 97 to 1080 and encodes 327 amino acids. The record is from RefSeq and is a predicted model, not a curated record. NCBI's taxonomy places the organism in Eukaryota, Viridiplantae, Streptophyta, Magnoliopsida, Poales, Bromeliaceae. Gene Ontology annotation, molecular function: protein binding. Gene Ontology annotation, biological process: protein folding. Gene Ontology annotation, cellular component: plasmodesma. The transcript is spliced from 3 exons.